AAAAACAUCGAAGAAGAAUUGUGCAUGGCCUAAGCUAGAAAACUGCUGCAUUGUCCCAUUCCUGCUAAUAUUUCAGCAACCAUGUCUUCAGCUCAGCAUCUCAGAGAGUUUAUCAGAGAGAGACUAACUGCUGCUGCUCAAGAAAUCUUCACCGAGGUUGAAAAAACCAUCAUUUGCUACGAGGAAGAGCUCGAUGCUCAGCGCAGGAUGAUGGGGAUCAACUGGAAACCAGAAAUUAAGCUACACAGAGUCGGUUCGGAGCUGCAGAGACAAAGUUCUGACCUCCAACAGCCAAGUGUCUCCAAUGAGGAAGAAGCUUCUGCCAUCCAACAAGUCUGUAGCCUGGCAAGUAGGUCCAGUCAGGAUCAGAAAGAAGCAGAACAUCAGUGGACUGAAGAGGUACAGAUGGAACCAGAACCAAAAUGGAUUAAAGAAGAAGAGAACGAACCAGAACCUGCACUGCUCAAACAUGAGGAAUUGGAUUAUCCACUAACAAAUGUAAAAAACGAGGAGUUAGAUUGUUCAGUGCUUCAACAUGAACAGCAACCACCAGAACAUUUACCAAAUGGACUGGACCAGAAGAACCUCUGCAGCAGUCAGGAGGGAGAGCAGCUUGUCCAGAAGCAGUUUGCUGCUUUGAUUGAGACUUCUACUCUUCAGGAAGAUGAUAUGAAUGAAGAAGAGACAAAAACAGAGCAGCUUUCCCUUCAUAUCUCUCCAGUGGUUGAGAGCAAAGAUCAGGAAGGAAGCAGCUCCUCUGUGUCAGACAGUCAGGCUGAUACUGGCACAAAGAAAAGAUCUUUCAAAUGUGACAUUUGUGGGAGAUGUUACCCAAAACAGAGUCAUUUUUUAAACCAUUACAGAACUCACACUGGUGAGAGACCUUUUUCAUGCCAGUCUUGUGGAGAAAGUUUCUCUCGAAUUAGUGUUUUAAAUCGUCACAAGAAAACUCAUACAGGUGAGAGGCCUUUUUCAUGCCACUCUUGUGGAAGAAGAUUUACUCGAAGUAGUACUUUAAAUGACCACAAGAAAAUUCAUACUGGGGAGAGGCCUUUUUCAUGCCAGUCUUGUGGAAGAACGUUUACUCGAAGUAGUAAUUUAAAUGAACACAAGAAAAUUCAUACUGGGGAGAGGCCUUUUUCAUGCCAGUCUUGUGGAAGAACGUUUACUCGAAGUAGUACUUUAAAUGACCACAAGACAAUUCAUACAGGUGAGAAACCUUUUUCAUGCCAGUCAUGCGGAAAGAAUUUCACUCGUCUUACAAACUUAAAUCGUCACAAGAUAAGUCAUACAGGUGAGAAGGGUUUUCACGAUAAACAAUAAAUUAAUCAGCAGUACAUAAAUAUGAGCUUAAUAAUAAAAUGAUGGCUAUAAUAUUACUUCUUUGUUUUUAUCGUCUCUCCUUCUACAAAGAAACUGGAUGAGAAAAAGUUUCACUCCCGUGCCUCCUGCUAUUCCCUCCCCUCUCAUUUUAUUGGUAGCGGCUAAACACACAGGGAGCUAAAAGUGUAAAUUUUCUUCCAGUCUGGCUGAACCGAACACCUGGCACACGAUUGCGAUGAUAACAACAAAAGAUGAAAGGUUUCCAACUUUCUUGCAUAGCGUCUAUAGGUGUAUGAGCUAGAAAUGUCACAUGCAUGAAUUGUGUCUUUUGCUCAGCUGGAUGAGAGCUAGCGACUCUCUUCUCACCCCGCAAUCUCCAUAAGAGGGAGAAGCGCCGUCUCCUGUCAUCGUGUGACCAUUACUUCAGUUACCUGCUGGGCUCCUUGUCUCCUACCACACAGUGUAGCAUAAAGCCUGGUGAGGAGGAGCAAGAGGUCUGGGAGCCUCUUGGAUUCAAACUGCAGUUUAUCCAUGUUUCUUAUAGACAAAGUUACUGAUAAAGAGAAACCCUUUCAUUUGUCUUUUUCUUUUUUUCUCUUCUUUGAAAACCUGGAUGUUAUUUUCUUGACUGCAUUGUUCCAGUCAGUCGUCGUAGUCUUUGGCUGCUGCUGAACACUGUUGCCUACAAGUUCACUAAGCAGGAGCAAACCAUUUAAUACAGAUCCACAGGGCUGUUCAGUAAAUAUGGAUCUUUGCUUUUUGAUCUGGGAAUGGUAACUUUUAAUUUUUACUGCUAAAAACAAGUAAAAUAAAAAAUUAUAUUAUAGACAGAGGCAGUAAUAUUUUUUCUAUUUAUAUAAAAUUGAACCCCUGUAAAAAUUUGUGCUGAUGGGAUGUAUUAAACAACUUCACAACUGCAACAUAUGGUGAAAUUAGAUAUUUCUAACAUUUUUAACUAUUAGUCAUUGUUUAUCUGCCUUGUGAUUAUUUUUACUUGAUGAUUUGUGUAUUUAUUUUUUUUCUAAAUUGGAUGGACUACAUUUUGUCUCGUAAUAAAGAUUUAUGAAUUAAUACUAA
Xiphophorus hellerii (green swordtail) is the source of this 2400-nucleotide messenger RNA. RefSeq names its product zinc finger protein 771-like. Gene Ontology annotation, cellular component: nucleus. The transcript has 3 exons. Lineage: Eukaryota; Metazoa; Chordata; Actinopteri; Cyprinodontiformes; Poeciliidae. Gene Ontology annotation, biological process: regulation of gene expression. The record is from RefSeq and is a predicted model, not a curated record. Bases 82 to 1323 code for a protein of 413 amino acids.